UCGCAAAGAAUAAAACAAAUAACAAUCAACAACCUUCCCACCCGUCACUAUUCAACACAAACCCUAGAUAUCAAUCGCAUACAACCAUUCCCUCAUUUCCGCAUCGCACAAUGCUCCAAAAAAUGUCAUGACAUCCUCCUCAUCCACAUCUGCCGUCGCGCCUCUCUUACCACCAUAUCUGUAUGAUCUCUCGCCUACCAUCCAUAAAUGGUGUGCGUUGCGCUGUGCAGAUAUCAUUUCAUUGACUACUCGGGGGGUAUAUUUCGAAGAUAAACUGAUCCACCACUACCUCAACCAUCCCAUCCGCUACGUAAAACUCAUCGGGCUCGUCGUCUCCAUCGAUACUUUUGCCCGUCGUCGCGUCUACACUAUCGAUGACUCGAGCGGUGUGUGUAUAGAAUGCGUGGCACUCUUACCUCUCCCUUCCUCGGAAGCUGCUUCAAAUUCGAAUUCAAACUCAAAGUGCCAUCCUCCUCCCAGUAGCAGCCCCUCCAUCAGCACCCCCCAAAUCCCCUGGAACGACAUCACCGAAUGCAAAGUCGUGCGCAUCCUGGGGAUUGUGGGAUCAUACAUGCAGGUUCCGCAAUUGCAGAUUGUGAAGAUGGGGAUCGUGGGGAGUACGGAGGUGGAGAGGAAGUGGUGGGAUGAGUGUCGAGAACUCAAGGAUCCGGAGAGGGGGAUUCUGGGAAGGGAGUGGGUGGUGGGGAGGGAGGAGAUGGAGAGGUGGAAGAGGAGGGAGAGGAAGAGGAAGGCGAGGGAGGAGGAGAAGAGGAGUGGGGGGAGAGAUGGUCGGGCGGCCAAGAUGAAGAGUGGGAAUGGGAGUGGGAGUGGAAGAAGAGAGGAUACCGAGAGAGUUGAAGAGAAGCGAGAGCUACUGGCGAGGAAAAAGAUAACAAAUCCCCAACCACGUUCUUCAACCAAUCCCUCUCAUUCCACAUCCACAUCCACAUCCAACCCCCACCCCUCCCGUCCUCCCCACGAAACCUCCCCCAAAAAACCUCUCCCCCGCCCGCCCAUCAAAAAAGAUUCAUCCCCACGAUCCUCCCGACCUAUCCAACUACGAUACUUUUGGUUACUAACACAACCUCCCUCUAUCCUAUAAAGAAAAUCCCUUUCAGGAAAAUAAAACACGUGAAAGAAAUCCCGAACCGCGCAUUCCGAUGAAUAGGUAAUUAAACGUGAUUUGUUUGUUUACCUCACUUGGGUUAUCAUGAAUAUCCACAUCCAUAUCCACAUCCAUAUCCACGAUACAAACCACGAAAUAUGAAAUAAUGUCUAUACAAUCCGCGACAAGAAACACGAGAAAUAAGAUAUCAGAAGUGACAUCACCUCACAUCCUCACAACCUCACA
Messenger RNA from Botrytis sinoallii, 1351 nucleotides. RefSeq lists its product as uncharacterized. The record is from RefSeq and is a predicted model, not a curated record. The transcript has 2 exons. The coding region runs from base 128 to 1102 and encodes 324 amino acids. NCBI's taxonomy places the organism in Eukaryota, Fungi, Ascomycota, Leotiomycetes, Helotiales, Sclerotiniaceae.